AUGGCUCCUAGUCACACCAGCUGGACCGUGGCCGUUCUCUGUGGCCUGGCAUUGUCCGGAGUGGAAGCAGUCCCCAGCAGCACACUGGUCGAUCCCGAAAGUACAUUCUUCUCAACGAACUUGAUCGCAUACUCAUCCGAACUCAACUUCGACCAGAGCGACGGAGACCUUUGGCCGACAACAUGGGCUGACGACGAUCAAGUCUACACGGCUAACGGCGACGGCCUCGGCUUUUCUACCGAUCAAGCAGACUUCGCCGACUGCACUGUGAGUCGCAUAUCUGGCACCCCCGAAACUGGUCUCUCCGGCGUGAGACUGGCUGCCGGGGAUGCACUGGGUCCAAUCUGGGUCAAUGGAUCGUAUAAUCGAAAACCGACUGGAAUUGUUGCGGUUGAUGGCGACGGCGACGGCAAAGACGAGUUGUACUUGGUGGUCCAAAUGCUCAACGAUGGCUCAGGUGACGUGGCUUUCAACGAUGUCCCAGCAGCCAGUAUCCUUCGAUCAACAGACUACGGUGUCACUUGGACUUCUACGACGGCUGCCAUGUUCACGAACUAUGUUUUCACGACAGUCUUCUUCCUCGAUUUCGGGAAAAGCAAUUCCAAUGCAGCCGUCUUGGGUUCAGGCGACUCCGAAUACGUCUAUGCUUAUGGCCUGGAUAACAACUGGCGGGAUUCGGUAGACGGAUCUGUUCCUGAUCCACAAAGCGUUUACCUUGCUCGAGCCCCCAUCUCCUCCAUUCAAGACAUCUCCACGUGGGAGUUCUUCAGCGGAACCUCUAGUUCCCCUGCAUGGAGCUCUGAUAUUGCAUCCCGUGAGCCUGUUUUGACUGACACACGGAGAGUCUAUCCGGGCGGGGAGACUGUGGAUGGGUUUUCGGUGAUUUCACAGGGCAGCGUGGUAUACAACGCACCACUUAAUCGAUACCUCUACACCAGCUGGACGGACUACACAUUCGAGUUCUACGAAGCACCACAGCCAUGGGGUCCGUUCACACUUUUUGCAUGGAAAGACUUUGGCGUGACCCCGUGGUUUGGCUUGAACACAACCACCCCUAAGAAUGGCGGCUAUGCCACUACGAUCCCAUCCAAAUUCAUAUCUGAAGACGGAACAAAGAUGUGGGUGCAGUCAAACUGGUUUGUUGGGGCUGCUGCGGGUAGUGAUUGGAACUAUUGCUUCUCACUGAGAAGUCUCGAAGUGACCAAGUAUUCUCCUAGCACCCCAGAGAAUCAGCCUGGUUCAACGAAUCUCGCAAUGGUUGACGGCACUGUGCCUAUCUGCAAGACGGCACAUUACGGCCAUCUAUCUUAUCUCAAUGAUGGAUCUACGCUCAGCGAGGAUAGCUGGGACGGCUCUCUGAAGGACCUUGACCGCUGGGGCUAUACCUGGCCAAUCGAGUACAACAUGAACCGGAUUGUGUACACAACAGGAGACUCUUUCAGUGACGGAGGCUGGUUUACAAGCAACCUUACAGUUCAGGUCCGUCGUGGUUUUACAUGGGAGGACGUCACUGGCCUGGCAGUUAGUCCGGAGUAUCCAUAUGACAACUCGGCAGUUCCGAACAAGGAGUAUACAUUCACAUUCGACAACGCCGCGGGCGACGGGAUUCAGAUCAUCGGGGUUCCCGGUGGAAGCUGGACAUUCACGUCAAUAGGUGAAUUGUCUGUGUACCUUGAUAGUUGA
Molecule: messenger RNA, 1683 nt
Organism: Penicillium lagena
Lineage: Eukaryota; Fungi; Ascomycota; Eurotiomycetes; Eurotiales; Aspergillaceae
Exons: 1
Coding region: 1-1683 (560 amino acids)
Source: RefSeq, a predicted model, not a curated record